UUAAAGUCGUUUAAAAAAAUUAAAAUAUAAUAUAUAAGGUUUCUUCAUUUAUUUAAUUUAAAGUCAUUUUAAAAAAUUCAAAAUAUAACAUAUAAGAAAAAAAUCUAAUUUUUUAUUACAUGGUUAAUGUGAUUUUUUUAAUUUUUUUAAUAAUAUAAAAUUUAAAAAAAUGAAGAAGGAUGCAAAAAUUGUUAUAAAAUCUCUAUUAUUCAUAUUCAGUGAUUGCCAUAUAUAUAUUAAUCAUAUUAGAUAAUUUUGUAGCUUUUAUUUAAGGAAAGAAAACACGCUUCUUAUAUUUUUUUGUUAAUAUAAUGUUUCCUAGUAAUUGGAUUUGGACCAACAUUUUUCUCAAUUGAUUCUUAAGUUGUCACGUAAGCUAAAUUGUCAUCAUAAUUAAAUGACACAAAAGCAGAGUCUCUUUUUAAUUAAUACAAACUUAAGGUUACAACUUUUUAAAUGAUUCUCAAUUAGUAUAUAGGGGAUAUAUAUAUAUAUAUAUAUAUAUAUAUAUAUAUAUAUAUAACAUUUUUAUAUUUUUAUUUGAAAAUUUUAUCCUUUGAUUUUCCAGUAUUAAAUUUAAGAAAAUUUAUAUGUCAUAUAAAAUACUAGUAGAGAAAUAAUGUUAAUGAGGAAGAAAUACUUUUGUAAACCAAUUAUAUUGGUUUAAUGGUUGAUAUCUGAUAACUCCCUCGUUUGAUUUGAUUUCAAAUGGAAACAAAUCUGAUUUUAUUUAAAAGUUGUCAUUUUGUUUUAACUUUGAUUUAUAACCGACCCGGUUUACUGAUAACUAUUAUUUAUUUCAAAAUAUAGUUUCCAUUUGUGUUUUGCAUCAAUAACUACAUAUAAGCUAUUUUCAAUGAAUUUCAUUAGAUGAAUCAAAUAUUCUAGAGGAAUUAUAAAAUUUUGAGAUUUCAUUGUUAUUUGUUUAUGAAUUUUUAAAAUCUGAGUAGAAUUUAUUGUUAUUGGAGUGAAGAAUUUUAAAUUCCAAUCAAAAUCUUUUAUUAUUAGAAAAGUGUAGUUUUCAUUGAUAUUAAGAUUCUAUUAAAGUCUAUUAGUAUUGAGAUGUAAUUUUUUUUUUACUUAUAAGACUCAAUUUUGAGAAUAUCUUCUAUAUCCAUAAUUUUUUUUAAAAUCUAUGUAAUAAAAUAAAUUCACAUACAAAAACACACAAAAUUGAAGAACGAAAUAAUACAAAUCACAACUUUAUUACUACAAUCCCAUUUUCAUGCAAACAGUUUGAAGUAUUUGGAUUUUUUCUAAAAAAAGAAAAAGAGAAAUAACAAAUAUGUGUGUUGUCCCAAGAUUGAAGGGUUCUCCUGAUUUUACUCUAAUGCAAACCAUAUCUUGCAUCAUUUGUUUUCCAUCUCUCUAUUGACAAUCUUUCUUUUCCUUAUUUUCCCCGGAUUUUCCGUUUUGUUGAACCGCUGCUGCAACUAUGAUUCUCAACAUUUGUUUGCUCUUGAAUAGUAAAACCUUGUUGCGUUUGUUUCUAUAGAAUUUGCCAACUUCUUCACCAAAUUCACAAUCUUUUUUGGGGUUUAGAAAAACCCCUUUUGGUUUCUUGCCGCAAAAACUUAGAUUUGCAUUCAUCUCGAUUAAUCUGUCCAAGUGAUAGAGAGAUCUUUGAUGCUUGGUGCAAGGUCAUGUUUUAAAUCAUUGUAGAGUAGUAGGAUAUUUGCGUGCGUAAACCAAGGCAGAGUUAUUAUUAUUAUGGGCUGCAUUUGCUCGAAAGGAGCAGCAGAGGAAGCAGACGAUCUUUCAUCUCAUCGUCAUCAGAAAGGAAAAGAGUAUUGGAACAAAUCUUCCUCGGUGCAACUGAUUGCUCCUCUGCCUUCAAGUAAAGAUGAUUUCUCGCACAAAGCGGUAGAUGGAAGCUCUGGUGGUGGACGAAGAGCGAGCGGUUUGAUUGUUCCUAUAGAUGAUAGUCACGAGGGUAAAACAACGAUCAUAGAGAGACCUUCGAGGUCUCAUCGAGGAAGAAGAGUUUCAGACAAUGGCAAAGGAGGAGGAUUGAUUAUUUCGAAAGUACCUCGUAGCGCAGAAGCAGAUCUUAUUGCAGCUGGAUGGCCUUAUUGGUUAACCUCUGUUGCAGGGGAAGCCAUAAAAGGUUGGGUUCCUCGCCGUGCAGAUUCCUUUGAGAAGCUUGACAAAAUAGGUCAAGGGACUUAUAGUAUUGUGUAUAAGGCUCGGGAUCUUGAGACGGGCCAAAUAGUGGCGAUGAAGAAGGUGCGGUUUGCUAACAUGGAUCCGGAAAGUGUGAGGUUUAUGGCUAGAGAAAUCAACAUUUUGCGCAAACUAGAUCAUCCAAAUGUUAUGAAGCUUAAGUGUCUUGUCACUUCAAAGCUAUCAGGUAGCUUGCAUCUUGUUUUUGAUUACAUGGAGCAUGAUCUUUCAGGUCUCGCCCUUAGGCCUGGUGUCAAAUUCACCGAGCCACAGAUCAAGUGUUUUAUGAAACAACUUCUUUGUGGACUUGAGCAUUGUCAUAGCCGCGGAAUUCUUCACCGUGACAUCAAGGGUUCGAACCUUUUGGUGAACAAUGAUGGUGUUCUCAAGAUUGGAGAUUUUGGUCUAGCCAGUUUUUAUAAUCCGGAUCUUGAACAGCCGCUCACUAGCCGUGUAGUCACAUUGUGGUAUAGAGCACCUGAGCUUCUACUGGGAUCUACAGACUAUGGACCAGGCAUUGAUCUCUGGAGCGUUGGUUGCAUUCUAGCAGAACUCUUUGUAGGUAAACCAAUCAUGCCAGGAAGAACUGAGGUGGAGCAAAUGCAUAAGAUCUUUAAGCUGUGCGGUUCACCAUCCGAAGACUUUUGGGAAACAACAAAGUUCCCACAGGCGACAAGUUACAGACCGCAACAUCCUUAUAAGCGUGUCCUACUAGAAACGUUCAAGAACUUACCAUCUUCUUCUCUAGCUCUACUUGAUAGGCUUUUAUCUGUAGAACCAGAGAAAAGAUGCUCAGCUUCUUCUACUCUAUUGAGUGAGUUCUUUACAACCGAGCCACUCCCUUGUCACAUCUCAAGUUUGCCCAAGUAUCCUCCAAGCAAGGAACUUGAUGCAAAGAAGCGCAAUGAAGAAGCAAAAAGGAAGAAAGCAGAAGCGGUGAAGUGGCGUGGACACGAAUCUGCGAGAAGAGGUGGAAGAGACUCCAAGGUAACACCGGAGUUCAUGGCUUCAGGGCACUCUAAUGUCUCAAUCAACACCCCAUAUGGGUUCAAGAAAGAGAAUGGAAGAGGAAAGCUCUUUUCUGCUUCAAGUUCAGUGAUCCAUCCAAGCUUAACCGCAACAUUGAAUAAGAAUAAAAGCUCUAGGAUCAGUGUAGGAGAGGUGAGAGCUAAUCGUUCCAACAAUGUGCCUGUUAUAACAGGGGGCUACUCAUCUAGCUCUUCGCAAAAGGAAAGUGUACCAUCACGAGAACCCACAACGAGAUAUAUGCGAAAGAAGAACAGAAUGCACUGUUCGGGUCCGUUGAUGCCUCCUGGUGGCAACAUUGAAGACAUGAUGAAAGAUCACGAGAGACGAAUCCAAGAAGCUGUACGCAAGUCCCGCCUUGAGAAAUCUGUAACAAAGAAAUCUGUCAAAGCAUGUGCUUAAGCAAUGAAACAAGAUAGAAAUUGAUGAUACACGAACUAGAUGAUUUCAUAACUUUGAGUCACAGACUGCCUCCCAAGUUCUAUUAUGGCAAACCUAUGUUUCAUGCCCUGCUCUCUCUAUCUCAGCUAUUUCUUUUGGUUAGGGAAGCAAACAGAUGUGCAUAUUAAGAACUACUCCUUUAGUAAGUCAAUUUAUAGAUAGAAGUUAUACAUUUGGCUUAAUAGAGAAUAUAUAUAUAUAUAAAAAGCCUUAGUUCUCUUAGAAACUAGGCAUCAAUUUCAAAACUAGUACAUAUCCAGCUUGGGUAUCCGGCCCAGCUCUGAGUAUUGACCGCCCAUUAACUGCAAAUCUCUUGCCACAAGUUUUCUGGUGAAGCUCCGCCAUAUUAAAUCGGAGCUGCAAGCGGCAACAUGCCAGUAAUCUGAUUCGAUCUUUUCUCUAAGCUGAUGUAGCUGCCAACCGGCAUUACCAACAAAGAAUCUGAAGUCCUGUGGCUUAAGAAUUCCCUUUUACAAGUACUGCAGCUUCAUCCAAAGUGUUCCGAGCACCAAAGUUUAGUCCCGGCAUGACUUCUUCAAACCCAUGUAUCUUGGUUUUCAACAGGAAUAAAGCCGUGCGAACGUUUUGGGUUGCCCGAAACCAAUCCUAUAAAUUUCUUCGAUAAAAGUAAUAAUACAAAUUACUAGAGAAAAUAAAUAUAUAUAAAAAAACUAAUAAACAAAAUGAUAAUUAUAUAAUAUUUUUUAUUUUUAUUUUAAAACAGUUAUUGUAAAGUUUUUACUAUUAAAUUUUAUAAAUAUUUUUAGAUAAAGUGAUGAAAUUACUUAAUUUUUAUGCCAUGAUCAAACAAAUAUAAAAUUUUAUCAACUUUACAUUUUUGAAAAUAUUUUAAUAAUGCAUUAAAAACUAUAACCACCAACCAAUCUAAUUACUCUAAUUCUUUAAUAAUUAACAAUUUCUAUAUUUUUGUUACUUAGGAAACCAUGUUUUCAUUAAAUUUCCAUUUUUUUUAAUUCUAACUAUCAGAUUUCUUUGUUUUUAUAAUUAUAUUAUGCCUUUAAUUUGUUAAUAAUAAAUGAUGUCUUUGAUUUGUAAUUUUUUUUCCUGUCCAAUUGUUUUUUUUUGCCAUUGAGGCACGGCACUGAAGAGGCCCACCAAAGUACAAGGAAUCUUCUGAAAACGUGGUAGCGAACUCGGUUUUAGUUGAUUUAUGUGCUUGAUGUUUUUGUAGAAGGAACGACUGAUUAAAACUCUAUAUGGCCCUUUCUAGUGGGUGGUUUGUUCCUGUUCUAAGAAAAAGCACAACGGUUCUCGCAACUGCUCUAUAACCGUCUAGCUUCUCAGUGGGAACUAGAACACAGCCAGUAUCGGGAAAAGGAAUCCGAUGUGCCGAUUUCAGGACCCUUGGUUUAGAUUCCUGAGAUGAUUUUCAACCCUCAGCUUCUGCCUUUUCUAUAGAUUAUGGAAAGUGAUAAUCUUAUUAGAACCUUUGUACAAUACUUAUACAAGUAGAGAGUAGCUAGGGUUUAAGAGAAGAAUAAUUACAUAGAGAUCCUUAACUAUCUAUAUUCGCAUAUAUAUCCAAUACGCCCCCUCAAGAUGGAGGGGAUGUUGUCACUCCAAUCUCGCUGCAAGCUAGAUGAAUAUGAUUCCUCGGGAGUGGUUUCAUUAGUGCAUCUGCGAGUUGAUCUCUAGUGGAAACAUGUGCAACUCGUAACUGUCCAGCCUGUAUCAUGUUACGCCUGAAGUGGUAGUCUAAGGCGAUAUGUUUCGUAGACCGGAUAUUCAAAGGAAUAUUUGACUGAGUGAAACACCGGGUUUGCGCACAGAUACGCGGCUCCAAUAUUGUCACAAUAUAUGACUGGUGCUAUAGGAAGAUCAAUGCACAUAUUGGAGAGCAAGGAGCAUAGCCAGGCUACCUCUGAAGCUGUAUUUGCAACCGCUCUAUAUUCUGCUCCCGUUGAUGAACGAGCAACUCCUUUCUGCUUCUUAGAAGAUUACGAAACUUGGUUUCUUUCUAGGUAGAUGAUGAAGGAAUUUGUUGAGAUGUAAGAAGAAGCCAUGACUGCGAGUGCCAGCCAGAUAUCGUAAUACACGUUUUGCUGCUUGCCAAUGCUCCAUAAUCGGCUGAUGCAUGAACUGUGAUAGACGUGUAACAACAUAAGAGAGGUCAGGUCUGGUGAAGGCCAAAUACUGGAGGCUACCAAGAAGAGAACGAUAAGGGGCAUCAUCAGGUAGAAGGUUUCGACCAGCAAGCGUCAGUUUCAGUGAAGUUGGCAAUGGCGUGGAGACUACCUUGGCAUCUCCCAUGUUAUGUUUACUGAGUAUAUCAUUGACAUACUUCCUCUGCAUUAGAUGAAGUCCUUGAGGUGUCCUGAUCGCUUCGAUUUCCAAGUAGUGGAUAUCAACCGGAUCUUUUAUAAAGAAUCUUUCAGCAAAGGAUUUUAUGACUUGUUGAACAACAACUGAGUCACUGCAAGUUACCAGUAUGUCAUCGACUUAUACAAGAACAUAUGUGACAGUGUGACCAUGAGUGUGAACGAAGAGAGAUGCGUCAGCGGAUGAGUUGAUGAAGCCAAUCGUGAGAAGAUGAUGUUUGAGUGAGAGAUACCAAGAGCGUGGAGCUUGUUUUAGACCACAUAUUGGCUUCUGGAAGCGACAGAGGUGGUUGGGACGAUAUUUAUCAAUAAAACCAGGUGGCUGCAUCAUGUAAACAACCUCAGUUAGAUCAUCUUGGAGGAAGGCAUUAUUGAUGUCUAACUGUUUCAGAGUCCAUGACUUUGUCACUGCUAUUUCAAUGACAAGUCUGAUGGUGGUCUGAUGGUGGUAGACAUAAUGACUUGACUGAAUGUUUCAGAGUAGUCAACUCCAUAUCUUUGUGUGUAUCCCUUGGCUACUAGUCUGCCUUUGCAUCGCUCUUCCUUGCCAUUUGCGAGGUACUUCGUUGUAAAAAUCCAUUUGCACCCAAUUAAAUUCUGGUCUGGUGAAGGUGGUUCCAAAUCCCACGUAUAAUUGACAAUAUGUGCAUUGAACUCUGCUAUUGCUGCUUCUCGCCAUUCUUUUUCUUUCAUUUCUUGAAUAAUUAUAGUUGGCUCUGAGGAGUGUUGCUUUUGUCCUGCAAAGUGAAGAGUUAAUUUCUGCACCGGUUUUAAUAUUAUUUUUGGCUCUUGUUUUCAUUUUGUGGUGGUUAUGGAACUGGAUUUUGUGGUUCACUUGGUUGUACAGACGUGGAUGAUUGGGUUUGGGAUGUAUUUUCAAGUUGUGUUUACUGAGCUAUGGCUUGCAACUCAUUUUGUUCUUGAGCAGUGGGCUCAUGGGAAGAGACGGUUGGCUGAAUCAUGGGUUGUGAUUCAUUUUGAGAAAGAGCAGUGGGCUCUGAGGAGGAAGAAGAUGAUGUAGUUUGAGAGUUGGAAGGUAAUACAUGAGGAUUUGGCGGAGGAGGAGAAGUGUGGUGAAGGUUCUUAGGCAAGGGUCCCAUAGAUGGCUGUGGCAUGACCGGGAUUGUUGUAGCUGCAGGGGGUUUGAGUAUUAGGUGUGGUUGGGGUCUGUGGAUCACAUACUCUUGAUUUGGCUUGGAACGGGAACUCUGUCUCAAAAAAUGGACAUGUCUUGACGUAUAAAUACGGUUAGUAUCAGGUUCAAGACAGAAGUAAGCAAUCUGAGUAGCAGAAUAUCCAAGAAAUACACAUCGCUGUGAUUUCUCCUGAACCUUAUGAGCAUUGUAUGGCCUUAACCAAGGGAAGCAUAAUCACCCAAACACUCUCAGGUUCUCAUAGUUCGGUAUUACUCCAAACAGUAUCUGAAACAGAGAUCGCAUCGAGAGAGUUAGUGUGGGAACCGAAAUUCGCACUGUCGAUUUCCGUUUAAAUAAGGAAACUAAGAAAACCCUAGUUUCCCAGAGGACCCAGAUAUCUGUUAAUUACCACACGUCAAGCAAUCAGAACACGAGAAUAACAACGAUAAAAAUAAGAAAUCGAAA
Molecule: messenger RNA, 7570 nt
Organism: Brassica rapa (field mustard)
Lineage: Eukaryota; Viridiplantae; Streptophyta; Magnoliopsida; Brassicales; Brassicaceae
Product: probable serine/threonine-protein kinase At1g09600
Biological process (GO): positive regulation of transcription elongation by RNA polymerase II; protein phosphorylation
Cellular component (GO): nucleus; cyclin-dependent protein kinase holoenzyme complex
Molecular function (GO): RNA polymerase II CTD heptapeptide repeat kinase activity; ATP binding
Source: RefSeq, a predicted model, not a curated record